This is a messenger RNA of Clupea harengus (Atlantic herring), 4295 nucleotides long. RefSeq names its product peroxisomal biogenesis factor 1 (gene pex1). Gene Ontology annotation, cellular component: peroxisome; peroxisomal membrane; cytosol. Gene Ontology annotation, molecular function: ATP hydrolysis activity; ATP binding. Lineage: Eukaryota; Metazoa; Chordata; Actinopteri; Clupeiformes; Clupeidae. The record is from RefSeq and is a predicted model, not a curated record. Gene Ontology annotation, biological process: protein import into peroxisome matrix.
UAAGAGGCCGAAACAAAGAGCAUGUGCGAUUGAUUAUGACUGACUUGGACUUCAAGCUGUCAUUCUUCAGACCAUGCUACUACUAUUUGGCUAACUGGCAACAUCAGCUAACAAAUGCACAUAACUAAUUUUAGGCAUUUAUGGAAACCAUAGUGCAUCUUCAGCAUCAAACGAAGUAAUGUUGGGCAGUCAUGGGAUUCAACCCGUCACACUUGCAUUUAACAACGCAAAAAACUGUUUCCUGCACUUGCCACCGAACUUGAUCACAAAACUAUCAUUGCAUGAGAAUCAGAUCCUCGAGCUGUCCUGGGAUGGCAGUCCCCCCGUCUUCUUUAGCUGGAUUAGGGGCAGACACACGCCAUCUCAAGAGAAUCAUGUCGAGUUUAGUCGCCAACUGGCGAAGAAACUUGGACUGAAGGAGGGAGAGCAGGGUUUUCUGCGACCCUGUCAAAAUGUACAAUCUGUGCAUCAGGUGUUUGUGGAGCCACUGUCCUCGGAUGACUGGGAAAUCCUGGAGCUUCACAGUAUGGCCCUGGAAAACCAGCUGCUUGAUCAGAUCCGAGUUGUGUACGAGGAUGGUAUUUUUCCUGUGUGGGUGGACCAGCGAACAUCCAUAUACAUCAAAAUCGCCUCCUUAUCACCGAGCGUGCCUUAUGGUCGACUGGAGCAGUUCACAGAGUUGAUCGUCUCCCCCAAAAUGAGGAGUGGAGAUCAAAGAAACCCUUUGGGGUCAGCACAUCUGAACCCGAGCCAAAGUCUCCACACACCUCAUCUAACCUCUGAUCAACCCGCCUCCACCAGCUCCUCAUUGGGCAGCAUGUCUCACGAGUCCCCUAGUGACCAGCUGGAUGUUAGCCAGAACCACCUUAACCAGCUGCAGCAGCAGCAGCAGUGGGGUGGAAUACCAGAUUUGAAAAGCUUGCUGAGGUACAUGCUCACAGGGAGCUUGGAUCCAGCCAAGGAUGCCCCACCUGUUCCUACAAUCCCCGCCGUCUUCACUGACUCUGUGUUGAGAGUGUGCAGAACCCCUCCCCGUUUUGCCAGUCACCUGGGUGCCAUUUAUGGGGAGGUCCACAUGCUGCCGUUGGCCCAGCACGAGGUGCACUACCUCAGUGGGAGACAACCUGAGAUAACAUAUGGCAAACUCUCCAAGGUAGCCUCUCCAAAGGAGGCAAGAGAGAAGGCCAAGCAGGCCAUGGAGAAGAGCAAGAGUGACGCUAAAUCCACUGUUGAUGCGGAGGAUCAGGAGACAGACUCAGUACUGGUCAGGGUGAAGUGUCAUCUUGAAAACUUGGAAGAUCAAGCAUCUUUUCAAAGGGGGGAGCUCCACAGUGGAAGGCUGUGGAUUCCGAAGGCUUUAAGGAACAGGUUAAAAAUAGACCUCCAUUCAACUGUUCGGUUGAAGCCUAUGAAUUCAACUCCAAGAGUGGCCUUGUCUGUAAGGCUGCAGCCAGUACAGCCAAUGCCACAGACGGAGGGUGAGGAGGAGGUGGGGACUGGCUUCCUGGAGUGGCUGCACUCCCAGAGCCAUGAGCCACUCGCCUGUCUCACUGAUCGCUCCAGCUUCAUCCUCCUGCCAAAUGGAGAAGGAAAGUCAGAGUUUGCCUUGACUGUGCUGAAACCGGAGCCCUCUGAGAAGCAUACAGAUGAGCUUUUCCUGUUAACAACAAGUUUGCUCCAGAAGAAAGACAUACAGGUUGUCCUAGAGCCAGUGAGUCCAGACUCGUCUGAUCCUGCGAAAGAUCCAGAUCAAAUUCAUGAGGAUUUCCCCUCCCUCAGUCAUCUUGGGGCUGUGGCUGAGAUGAGCGCCUCAGCGUUUGAGCACAUCUCCCACAGCCUGAUGGGACGCCCGCUGUCCCUGGUGCUGGUGGCCACUGGGAUUGGGCUGCGGAGUGGAGCCCUGCUCAUCACUGGAGCCAAGGGAAGUGGAAAGUCCUCUCUAUCCAAAGCACUUUGCCGGAAAGCCAUAGAUGACUUAGAUGCCCAUAUUGAAGUAGUAGAUUGUAAGAUGCUGAAAGGGAAGCGAGCUGAGACUGUUAGGCAACGGCUGGAGGAGGUUUUUGAGCAGGCAGUGUGGAGACAGCCCUCAGUGGUCCUUCUGGAUGAUCUGGACCUGGUGACUGCGGCUGCUUCCUCUCCAGAGCACGAGCAAGGGCCAGAGGCCCUGCUCCACCUGCACAUUGCCCAAAGUCUGAAAGAUGUUGUAGAUGAUGUUAUCGAGCGGGGCAGUCUGGUUGCCCUAGUUGCCACUGCCCAGAGUCGGGAGUCCUUACACUCAUCCCUUAGAGAGGUGCAGGGCUCCCACUUCUUUCAGAGCUUUGCCCACAUCCACAGCCCAGAUCAGGCCCAGAGAGUGGAGAUCCUGAGGUCUCUCAUGCUCAGCAAAAGCAGCUUGUCUUCUGACUGCCUCGACGCAUUAGACCUUGAGGCCGUAGCCAAGCAGACGGAGGGUUAUCUGCCUCGGGACCUGUCUCUCUUGCUGGAGAGGGCUGUACAUGCCAGCGUGGUGAACAACAAGGGCUACAGCGGUGCUCUGGAUAGGCCUGGAGACUUGCGUGUGACCUGGGAGGACUUUGUGCACGCUCUAAGGGACUUCACGCCUCCCUCGCUCUGGGGUGCCCAGCUUCAGACUCCUGGCGUGGCUGGCAUGGAGAGCGUGGGAGGACUCAACGAGGUUCGCCAAAUGCUGAUGGACACCAUCCUACUGCCAGCCAAGUACCCGAUCCUGUUCUCCAAGCUGCCGAUCCGCCAGCGCACCGGGCUGCUGCUCUACGGAGCCCCGGGGACGGGCAAGACCCUCCUGGCCGGAGCCGUUGCCAAAGAGAGCGGCAUGAACUUCAUCAGUAUUAAGGGCCCUGAACUUCUCAGCAAGUACAUUGGCGCAAGUGAGCAGUCCGUCCGGGAUGUGUUUCAAAGAGCCCAGGCUGCAAAGCCCUGCAUUCUCUUCUUCGACGAGUUCGACUCGCUGGCCCCCCGCAGAGGUCACGACAGCACUGGGGUCACCGACCGCGUGGUCAACCAGCUGCUCACACAGCUAGACGGGGUGGAGGGCCUGCAGGGGGUGUAUGUGUUGGCUGCCACCAGCCGUCCUGACCUGAUUGACCCGGCCCUGCUGAGGCCAGGGCGCCUGGAUAAGUCCCUGUACUGCCCUCCGCCAGACCAGGUGGCCCGUUUGGAGAUCCUCAGGGUUCUGACCCGGUUGUUUCCGCUGGGACCGGAUGUGGACCUGGAGGAGCUGGCAGCGGCGACGGACUCGUUCACGGGAGCCGACCUGAAGGCUCUUCUGUAUAACGCCCAGCUGGAGGCCAUCCACUCCAGCCCUGGGGGCAGCCUGCUGCAUGAUCUGGGCUCUGGCUCAGACAGUGACGGCAGCCUCUCCUCCAUGAUCUUCCUGAACCACAGCAGCGGGUCUGACGACUCGGCCGGGGAGGGCGACGGUGGGCUGGACCCGCCUGCAGUCCUGCUCGACCCCAGUGACACGCCCCAAGAGGUGCCCCGCCCCAACAUGUGGAGACUCUACUUCGGCAGCUCCUACGAGUCCGAGCUGGACAACCCCUCCCCCCCUGACCUGAAUUCCCUCGGUCCUUCGGGGCCCAACUCCACCACCACCCACGACCUGACGGGGGCGCUGGUGAGGGAGGCGGGCUCGUCCCCCGCGCCGGCCUUCAUGGCCUCCCUGCAGCAGGGCUUCCAGGAGCUGAGCCCGGGGCAGGCGGAGCAGCUGCGCGCCGACAUCAGCACGCUCAAGAGCAACUACCGCAGGACGACCGAGGACCCUGUGCUUGUCCAGCCUGCCGGCCCCAGUAAGCUGUCCCUGCUGCUCUGCCAGGCCCACCUGACCGCUGCGCUGGCCAGCACCCGGCCCUCGGUCGACAGUGAGGAGUGGAGGAGAUAUGCUGAGAUGUAUGAAUCUUUUGGAGCAUCUCGAGAGCCCAAGACUCAGAAUUUGGCUGCAUUCAGACCAGGCCAAAGAGUGACACUGGCAUAGUGUAAACACACACCUCUCUCUCACACACACACACACACACACACACACACACACACACACACACACACACACACACACAAUGAAGGUAAUAGAGACUGUCGAACAGUAACUCUUGUCAGUGUUUGCACAUGAACAGUGUAUAAAUGGAAAUGUAACAAUAUUGUGUUACCAAUACUGUAUAUUAUGUAAACAAUUGAAAUGACAAUAAUUAUUUGUCAAAAUGUAAUUGUGGUGUUUUCAAACACUAGAUACUUGUUAUGAAUAAAUUAAACAUUAAAAACAAUACAGAAAAUAUUUGAUAAUGACA